This is a messenger RNA of Austrofundulus limnaeus, 1365 nucleotides long. It is a transcript of the gene snx10b, whose product is annotated as sorting nexin 10b. Gene Ontology annotation, biological process: intracellular protein transport; cilium assembly; vesicle organization. The coding region runs from base 150 to 827 and encodes 225 amino acids. Gene Ontology annotation, molecular function: phosphatidylinositol phosphate binding. The transcript is spliced from 6 exons. Gene Ontology annotation, cellular component: endosome. The record is from RefSeq and is a predicted model, not a curated record. NCBI's taxonomy places the organism in Eukaryota, Metazoa, Chordata, Actinopteri, Cyprinodontiformes, Rivulidae.
GUGACUUUGUUUGGAAACCUUUGGUCUUUGACAGUAAAAAGUGAAAAAUCUGCACAAAAGCUGAACACAUAGCUUCCUGUCUAGUUGGAGGUUUUCUUAGUUUCAGUCUUUGGACAUUUUGGACGACGAAGGAAGAAACUGGCAGAAGAAUGAUUCAGUGCCCUCAGUUCAGCGUCUCUCCUGCCUUCUCCAUGCAGCAGGUGGUCAGUGUUUGGGUGCGAGACCCACGGAUACAGAAGAAUGACUUCUGGCAUGCCUACAUAGAUUAUGAGAUCUGCUUACAUACCAGCAGCGUCUGCUUCACCAAGAAGACUUCGGCUGUGAGGAGGAGGUACAGCGAGUUUGUGUGGCUCAGGCAGAAACUGAUGGCAAAUUCCCUGCUAAUGACAAACCUGCCAGAUCUGCCUCCUAAAAACCCUUUCUUCAGCCUGAACAACGCCCAUCAGAUCACAGAGCGGAUCAAAGGACUCCAGAAGUUUUUAGAACAAGUCGUGCAGAACCCUCUGCUGCUGUCCGACAGCUGCCUGCACCUCUUCCUGCAGUCUCGGCUCAGCGUGGCCAAGAUCGAGGCCUGUGCUGUGGGAAGGACCCACUACUCUGUGGCCCAGGCGGUCCAACGCAGCGGUUUGAGGAGAUUCCACUCUGAGGAGGACGUGCAGAAGGACCUCAACACAUCCUGUGACUCUGACUCAGAUAGCUCGGACUGUAGAGAUCCAGAGCAGAAGACCGAGGACUUGGCUAUAAUAAAAUCCAGGAGUGCCRUUGUACUUGAUCACAGAUCCACCUGCCAGGAGAAGACGUUCAGCUGCUCAUCUGAGUCAACAUAAAAACUUCAUGAGCGAACGGCAGGAAGAAAACUGGAGCGUAAUAAAUUAUUUUCUUUAUUUUGGGACCUGAGAUGGAAACACUAACUGAUUCCUCAGUGUAUAAUUUAGUGUAAUAAAGACCUAUAAUUUCCUGGAAUACACAUCACCUGAUGCCUUUAAUAAAUUUGUUUUUCACUAAAUGUAUCUGAUGGUGAGAAGGAACAGUUGUAGCUGUUUUGGUCAAACCUUGUAAAUAAAUUUGUAUAAUCUCAGGCAUUGUGCGAUUUCACAUAAUGUCACGUGUUGAGGAUGAUUCUCAGCUACUACCACAUCAAACCUUAGCUCUGUAUCUGCUAAACUCACUGGUUUAGCCAUUUUUGCGUUGGCUAAUUGAUUAGGUGUGGUGGCCAUUUUAAAUUGGACUAACUCCAAAAGUUAAUUUAAAAAAACUGCUAAAACUGUUGUGUGUUAAUGUGCCUGAAGGUGGCAGUGUUGUCACAGUGUCACUAUCAUUCUGUAACUGUAAAUGCUYCAUAAAAUAAACUGUACAGAAGCAACA